Molecule: messenger RNA, 8268 nt
Organism: Coregonus sp. 'balchen'
Lineage: Eukaryota; Metazoa; Chordata; Actinopteri; Salmoniformes; Salmonidae
Source: the annotation of a GenBank genome assembly
GACAUCCUGCUGAUCAACCUGAUCAUCGAGCACAUGAUCUGUGACUCAGACCCAGAGCUGGGCGGCGCCGUGCAGCUGAUGGGUCUGCUACGCACCCUGGUGGAUCCCGAAAACAUGAUGGCCACCGCCAAUGUGAGUAGAGCGGCUCGCUUCUUACCUCUGACCUUUCCUUACCCCCUUUCACCCUGAGAACAUGCUGGUCAUUGCCCUAUCACCCCCCCCCCCGAGAGAGUGGCUGGAAUUCGAAUCGACCCUUAGCUCCUAGUCCUUGGGCAGGAUUUAAAACCCACCAGGCAUACUUCCUAGAGGCUCCGCGACCGUUUUGUGACUUCACUCGGCACCGCACAGAGAUUUCGCUGCAUGCCAUAAUUUGCAACUAAGGAGUUCACCCGGUGGAGUGUAAACCCAGCCCGACUUACUCCCUAGGCACUUCCUUUAGGUCUUCUGUGUUUUGGUGAAACCCUUUUCACUUGCAGUGUUUGCAUCUCAUGGUUUGACUCUCCUCCUCCUGCAGAAAACAGAGAAGACAGAGUUCCUGAGCUUCUUCUACAAGCACUGCAUGCACGUCCUCUCUGCUCCACUACUGGCCAACACCACGGAUGACAAACCCAGCAAAGGUGUGUGUGUGUGCAAAGAGAAACAAUGUUUUACCUGCACCUAUCCAAAUAAACCAUAAAUACAGUAUAAGAUGAGCCACUGCAUAUGUGUGUGAGUGCCCUGUGAUUGUCAUGACUGACGCAUUCACUCAAAGUUGUAUAUACAGAAUCUGAUGCGACCAGCUACAAUUUAGCGUUCUGUCACAUGCACGCACACCCGAGAUGAGUCACUUUAUGUCAGUAUGUGUGUGUGAAUGCUCUGAGUGAAUGAAUGACCUCUUAAACAUGUAUACACACACACCAUAUGAGCCACUGUAUGUGUGUGAGUGCUUCAUGAUUGUUAUGAACACACCGUUCAUCCCCUCCCUCCCUCCCUGUAUCCCCUCCAGAUGACUUCCAGACAUCUCAGCUGCUGGCGCUGAUCCUGGAGCUGCUGACGUUCUGUGUGGAGCACCACACCUACCACAUCAAGAACUACAUCAUCAACAAGGACAUCCUCCGUAGGGUCCUGGUGCUAACCGCCUCACAGCACGCCUUCCUGGCCCUCUGUGAGUCCUCUAUGCACACACACCAUAUAGUACCGUAACACACAACGUAACGUUCAGCUUGCCAAAAACCUGCCCCAUCACCUUAUCUACAUUGUCACGAUAGCCUCACCAAGCCUGUGUUGUAUUUAGCCAACACUAUACUCUUUAUGCGUCACCACCCCCACUCUAGACCUUUAAAACCCCCCUCACCUGUCCUUUUCUCUCUGAUUCCCCGACGCACUAUUGGAAAAUCACACACACGCACUUGCUGAGUCUCUCUCUGUGCUGACAGUCAGGAGAAAACUGUAAUGUCUGCACACUGUAUGUCUGCACACUGUUUACGAGUCGGUCGGAACAUUGUAUCUGUAUCAACUUUAUCAAAAGAUCACCAUGAAAAGUUGAAUGUGUGUAAAACUCUGCUUUCAUUGAUGCGCACUCAUCCCCCCCUCUCCUCCAGGCGCGUUGCGCUUCAUGCGGAGGAUCAUCGGGCUGAAGGACGAGUUCUACAACCGCUACAUCAUGAAGAACUUCCUGUUUGAGCCAGUGGUCAAGGCCUUCCUCAACAACGGCGCCCGCUACAACCUCAUGAAUUCGGCCAUCAUUGAGAUGUUCGAAUAUGUCCGCGUGGUGGGUACCCCCCACCCACCCCUAACGGGCCCACAUUCGACAAUAUCACACCUUGCUUAGACAGAACAAAACCUAAGCUGAGCAAGAAUGCGAUUAUCAGUGUUGUGACAAGCGAGAGUGAAGUCAACCGCCAAGACAUGACGCAGGGCAUUGUAUUAAACAAGACUGGUACGGUCUUCCCCUCCCUUUUUCUCUCUCUCCCCUCCCUCCCUCCCUCUCUCUCUCUUUGCCCUUCCUCCCUCCCCCAUUUUUCUCCUUCCCUCCCUUACUUUCCUCCUCUAUACACUACCAUUCUCCCCAGGAGGAUGUGAAGUCCCUGACGGCUCACAUAGUGGAGAACUACUGGAAGGCCCUGGAGGACGUGGACUACGUGCAAACCUUUAAAGGACUGAAGCUGCGCUAUGAACAGCAGAGGGAGAGGCAGGACAACCCCAAACUGGACAGGUAAUAUAUCGUUUUUGUGUUUAUUUAUUGUCUUGUGUCCAUUGUUUUGACUAUGUGCUGCAAAAGGAAUUGCACCUCUGGGAUAAUAAAGACUACUAUUCUACUCUAAGACUUGGGGGGGGGGGGACCGGAGGGCUAGGGAGAGGAUUGGAUUGAUGAUUGAAUGGACAGAUGAAAUACAAAUUCUGCUAGUAAUGUUUGGGGUUGGUAAUGGGCAUUCUAGCUGUGGUUGUGUUUGGAAAUGGCUGCCAUUAGCUACAGGAUGAGUAGGUAGUUGUCUUUGGCUUUAAAGGAAUCCAAUUGGCUAGGGCUGCUGUCUUUUGGUUCUACUCAAGCUGAUUGGCCUUAUGAAUGAUUGUUUAUUUUUUACAUUUGGAAUCCACUGGUUUCUAUCAAUUUGCUAUCUCUUAUUUAUCUGUAACUCAACUCUACGGUCAUGCUCAAGUUUAACUGUUUGCCAACUCCCCUUACACAGCAUGCGGUCGAUCCUGAGGAACCACCGGUUCCGGCGAGAUGCGCGGACGCUGGACGAUGACGAGGAGAUGUGGUUCAACGCGGACGAGGACGAGCUGGAGGAGUGCGAGGCGGUUGUGCCCCCCUCGGACAAGACCACCAAGGCGAGCGACGGCGAGAAUGAAGACCUCAUGGACCCCAUCAGCAAGUUCAUGGAAAGGAAGAAACGUAGGUCACAGGGAAAGAAUGCAUGAAUUACUGACAGAACUGGGUCAAAUACAUAUGUGAAGUUUUUUUAGGGGAGUUUAGGUGUGCUUGUUUUUGUUUGGAAUUUGUACUUUUUGGAUUAUUCAAUUCGUUCCGUUGCUCAUGGGAAAUUAAAUUAAGGGCAGCUCAUGCAUUUGAAGGUUGCUGAUAUACUCUGUACUGAGAACAAAAAAACUGUAAAACUGACAGCCCACAACUGUCUAUAUCUCGGUCUUUCUGCCCCACAGUGAAAGACUCGGAUGACAAGGAAGUCCUGGGCAAGUCCAGUAGUCUGUCAGGCCGCCAGAGCCCCAGCUUCAAGCUCUCCUUCUCCAGCUCCACCACCAAGACCAGCCUGUCCAGCCCGCCCGGCUCGCCGGGGUCAGGGGCCAAGGGCUCGCCCCCGACAGCAGCCACAGUCACCACAAAGGUGGGUAGUAGGACCCGACUCGUCUCCACGGGAACUGGUUUGUGUUCAUUAGGGCACGUAACAACAGAAAACAUUUCAAAUGAAAAUGUACAUUUCUUAUUGGACAAGUCAAGGUAGUCCAUCACAAUUUGUCUGUUUUCUUCAUUCUGUGCCUAAGAAUGGGAUGAUUGUUUGGGGGUCGGAGUUGGUUUAGUAGUUUAGGUCUUACAAAAAGACAGGGAAGUUAACCCAAAGUAUAAAAUUGACAUGUUUUGUUUCCUUACCUUGAAAUCAGUCUGGAGAAGGACAGACUGCAAUCCACACUUUGGGUUUGUUUUACCGAAGCACUGCUAACAACCAUUAACUUUUAUCAAUUGCAAAUGAAAAACCAGUAGAAGUCAAUUUACCCCAAUUGCAAGCUCCCUCCAAACUUGAGACAUCUGUGGCAUUUUGUUGUGUGACAAAACUGCACAUUUUAGAGUGGCCUUUUAUUGUCCCCAGCACAAGGUGCACCUGUGUGAUAAUCAGCUUCUUGAUAUGCCACACCUGUCAGGUGGAUGGAUUGUCUUGGCAAAGCGUUUGUGGCCUACCACUUCGUGGCUGAGCCGUUGCUCCUAGAUGUUUCCACUUCACGUGGUCCUCUGUAGCUCAGCUGGUAGAGCACGGCGCUUGUAACGCUAAGGUAGUGGGUUCGAUCCCCGGGACCACCCAUACACAAAAAAAUGUAUGCACGCAUGACUGUAAGUCGCUUUGGAUAAAAGCGUCUGCUAAAUGGCAUAUUAUUAUUAUUAUUAUAUUAUUAUAUUAUUACAAUAACAGCACUUACAGUUGACCGGGGCAGCUCUAGCAGGGCAGAAAUUUUACGAACUGACUUGUUGGAAAGGUGGCAUCCUAUGACGUUGCCACGUUGAAAGUCACUGAGCUCUUCAGUAAGGCCAUUCUACUGCCAAUGUUUAGCUAUGGAGAUUGCAUGGCUGUGUGCUCGAAUUUAUACACCUGUCAGCAAGGGGUGUGGCUGAAAUAGCCGAAUCCACUAAUUUGAAGGGGUGUCAACAUACUUUUUAAAAUAAUGUGUACCACGUUUAAGGGCUGUUCUUAUGCACGACGCAACAAAAGUAUGUCCACAUACUUUUGUAUAUACAGUGCAUUCAGAAAUAAUUCAGACCCCUUGACUUUUUCCACAUUUGUUACGUUACAGCCUUAUUCUAAAAUUGAUUAAAUAAAUACAAAUGAUAAUCAAUCUACACACAAUACCCCAUAAUGACAAAGCAAAAACAGGUUUUUAAAAUGUUUUGCAAAUGUAUUACAAAUAAAUAACAUACCUUAUUUACAUAAGCAUUCAGACCAUUUGCUAAGAGACUCAAAAUUGAGCUCAGGUGCAUCCUGUUUCCAUUGAUUAUCCUUGAGAUGUUUGUACAACUUGAUUGGAGUCCACCUGUGGAAAUUCAAUUGAUUGGACAUGAUUUGGAAAGGCACACACCUGUCUUUAUUAGGUCCCACAGUUGACAGUUCAUGUCAGAGCACUGCAGCACUCCACCAAUCAGGCCUUUAUGGUAGAGACCGAAGCCACUCCUCCGUAAAAGGCACGACAGCCCGCUUGGAGUUUGCCAAAAGGCACCUAAAGUCUCUCAGACCAUGAGAAACAAUAUUCUCUGGUCUGAUGAAAACAAGAUUCAACUAUUUUGCCUGAAUGCCAAGCGUCACGUUUGGAGGAAAACUUGCACCAUCCCUACGGUGAAGCAUGGUGGGGGCAGCAUUAUGCUGUGGGGAUGUUUUUCAGUGGCAGUGACUGGGAGACUAGUCAGGAACGAGGCAAAGAUGAACGGAGCAAAGUACAGAGAGAUCCUUGAUGAAAACCUGCUCUGGAGCGCUCAGGACCUCAGACUGUGGCGAAGGUUCACCUUUCAACAGGACAAUGACCCUAAGCACACAGCCAAGACAACGCAGGAGUGGUUUCGGGACAAGUCUCUGAAUGUCCUUGAGUGGCCCAGCCAGAGCCCGGACUUGAACUCGAUCGAAUAUCUCUGGAGAGACCUGAAAAUAGCUGUGCAGCAAAGCUCCCCAUCCAACCUAACAGAGCUUGAGAGGAUCUGCAGAGAAGAAUGGGAGAAACUCCCCAAAUACAGCUGUGCCAAGCUUUUAGCGUCAUACCCAAGAAGACUCGAGGCUGUAAUCGCUGCUAAAGGUGCUUCGACAAAGUACUGAGUAAAGGGUCUGAAUACUUAUGUAAAUGUUAUAUUUCAGUGUGUUCUAUUUAAUAAAUUAGCAAACAAUUUGGAAAAACCUAUUUUUGCUUUGUCAUAAUGGGGUAGUGUGUGUAGAUUGAUGAGGGGGAAAAAAACUUUUUUAAAUCAAUUUUAGAAUAAGGCCUGUAACCUAACAAAAUGUGUAAAAAGUCAAGGGGUCUGAAUACUUUCCGAAGGCAUUGUACGUCCCAUUUCCAUAAUGUUUAACUCUGAGAUUCAUAUCUCUGUUGUCCUAUUGCAUAUGGGGGGAUGCAGGUAUAGGUAAGAGAGCUGUACUUACGUCGUCGUUCUGCUGGGACUCCUGCAUGAUAAACUCUCGUACCAUAGAGGGGUUGUACUCCACCAGAUAGGAGAAGAUAUCGGUGGCUGCGCCACGCACCUGCACAUCAUCCAUCCCCUGAUGGCACGCGCACUCACACAACAUUCACGACAGUCACAGAAGACAAUGGAAUCGAAUAUGAAGGAUCAGAACAGAGUAGAAUAACACUGUAAAAGACAGCUAAGAAAUACAAAGCAGUCUGAAUUUAUGAGUAUAAUAUUCCAUCAAUGUAGAUCUGAAAGAACUGUGUAGGUAAUAGGUAUAAGCAAUAUGGUCCACCUUGCCCUCAAAUUGACGAGGUGGAAUUUACACAAGUGCCUAGGGGUUAUGAGGUAGGGGCUAGGGCUUGUGUGUGUGGGCACUCACCAGUAUAACCUCUAGUGCAGGGAGAAUGCCCAUGUUCGACAGAGUCUUGAAGAAGGUGUCUCUGUUUUGAGGUUGUAACGUUUGUGAGAAGGCGCAGAACUCCUUAAGGAAGUUUACCUGUGGGGAAAACAAUGCUUUGUGUUAGCCAAUGACUAACUAACUAGGACUAGCCUAAAAUGCUGACUAGACCGGGCGCGUGCGUCCGCCAUCGUUCGCAUGUUGAUUUUGUCCACCCACACCAGACGCAAUCAGGACACAUUUUAGAAUAAGGCUGUAACGUAACAAAAUGCGUAAAAAGUUUAGGGUUCUGAAUACUUUCCAAAUGCACUGUAUAGUGUUUGUGUAUAUAUACAGUACCUUCAGAAAGUAUGUACACCCCUUGACUUUUUCCACAUUAUGUUGUUACAGCCUGAAUUUAAAAUUGAUUAAAUUUAGAUUUUGUCACUGGCCUACACACAACACCCCAUAAUGUCAAAGUAGAAUUCUUACAAAUUAAUAAAAAAUUUAAAGCGGAAAUGUCUUGAGUCAAUAAGUAUUCAAAAUCUUUUGUUAUGGCAAGCCUAAAUAAGUUCAGGAGUAAACAUUUAAAUAAAUGCUUAAGAAGUCACAUAAUAAGUGGCAUGAACUCACUCUGUGUACAAUAAUAGUUUUUAAAAAAUGUUUAUGACCUCAUAUCUGUACCCCACACAUACAAUUAUCUGUAAGGUCCCUAAUUCGAGCAGUGAAUUUCAAACACUGAUUCAACCACAAAGACCAGGGAGGUUUUCCAAUGCCUCACAAAGAAGGGCACCUAUUGGUAGAUAGGUAAAAAAUAUAAAAAAGUAGACAAUUAAUAUCCUUUUGAGCAUGGGCAAGUUAUGAAUUACACUUUGGAUGGUGUAUCAAUACAACUAGUCACUACAAAGAAACAGGCGUCCUUCCUAACUCCGUUGCCGGAGAGGAAGGAAACCGCUCAGAGAUUUCACCAUGAGACCCAUGGUGACUUUAAAACAGUUACAGCGUUUAAUGGCUGUGAUAGGAGAAAACUGAGGAUGGAUCAACAUUGUAGUUACUCCACAAUACUAACCUAAAUGACAGAGUGAAAAGAAGGAGGCCUGUACAGAAGAAAAAUAUUCCAAAACAUGCAUCCUGUUAACAAUAAGGCCCUAAAGUAAAACUGCAAAACAUUUGGCAAAGAAAUUAGCUUUAUGUCCUGAAUACAAAGCGGUAUGUUUGGGGCAAGUCCAACACAUCACUGAGUACCUUUCAAGUAUAUUGGUGUCUGCAUCAUGUUAUGGGUAUGCUUGUCAUCGGCAAGAACUAGGGAGUUUCUGGGAUAGAAAUUAACGGAAUAGAGCUAAGCACAGGUUAAAUCCUAGAGGAAUCCUGGUUCAGUCUGCUUUCCAACAGACACUGGGAAACAAAUUCACCUUUCAGCAGGACAAUAACCUAAAACACAAGGCCAAAUAUACACUGGAGUUGCUUACCAUGACAACAUUGAAUGUUCCUGAGUGGCCUUGUUACAGAUUUGACUUGAAAAUCUAUGGCACGACUUGGACAUUUUGAUUUCAGGCUGUAACACAACAAAAUGUUGAAUUAAUCAAUGGGUAUGAAUACUUUUCUGAAGGCACUGUGUGUAUAUACAGUAUAGAGUGUUUUUUUGUUUUUUUUUUGCACUGUUCCGAAGGAUUUCAAUGGCUGAAAAAAGUCCUCUUAAGGGGCUGAUUCUGAUGGGAAUCAGAUAUCAGUUUGGGGGCCCCAAGAUAGUAGCUUGCAUGCCUGAUGUGGCCCCCAUGCCUAAGUUUGAGACUGCUGUUAUGGUAAAGAGUUAAGUAGUUAUUUUCUGUAUUUAAAAAUAAAUUAAAAUCAAGAUCAGAUCCGAAUACAUGAAUGACCCCGAUUUCCCCCCCCCCCCCCCCCCCUUCUCUCUCUCGCUCUCUCUCAGGUGGGACUGGUGGACUACCCUGAUGACGACGAAGAAGAUGAAGAGGAUGUGGGCGGCGAGAGUAAAGAGGAGACUCCGCCCCUGUCCAAGAAGUCCAAGCUGAGCUCCUAA